Funneliformis caledonium is the source of this 181-nucleotide messenger RNA. The record is from the annotation of a GenBank genome assembly. NCBI's taxonomy places the organism in Eukaryota, Fungi, Glomeromycota, Glomeromycetes, Glomerales, Glomeraceae.
AUAAAGAAUGAGAAUAAUGAGUAUAAAGAGAAUGAAGAUAAUGAUUAUGAAGAGGAUGAAGAGAAUGAAGAAAAGUAUGAAGAGGAUGAAGAAGAUGAAUGUGAAGAGGAAGAGGAUGGAUAUGAUAGAGAAUAUAAUAAUUGCUAUAAACAAGAAACAAUUAACGAGUGGCUUAGAUUGU